Molecule: messenger RNA, 2289 nt
Organism: Pneumocystis murina B123
Lineage: Eukaryota; Fungi; Ascomycota; Pneumocystomycetes; Pneumocystales; Pneumocystaceae
Exons: 13
Coding region: 1-2289 (762 amino acids)
Biological process (GO): RNA processing
Cellular component (GO): nucleus
Molecular function (GO): RNA binding
Source: RefSeq, a predicted model, not a curated record
AUGGCAAGACCUCUUCAGUUGCCUUAUGGUUUAACAACAUUUAAAGAAGGAAGUCUUCGGGCUAUUGAUCAAGAAAAAAUUGCUGCUUUUGAGCGUGCAACACCAAAAAAAACUGCAUAUGAUAAGGCGAGAGAAGAAGCUAAUGCAAAGAAAAAAAGAGAAGAAGAAGAAACGAGAGUAAUAUAUGAGGAUUUUGUAAAGAGCUUUGAUGAUGGAUCAGGAGAGUAUAACAUAAAAUCUUUAUCUCCAAAUUCUACGAGAGGUAUUUCAUGUAGUAAGCGUCAUUUUGCUGAAUCAUCUUCUAAUACGGAAGCUGGAUUAAGUCGAAAGAGGAAUUUGGAUAACUUUCUUGAAGAGAUUAAAAGUAUUCAACAAAAGGAAAUUCUUAGAAUUGCACGUACUACUAAUACGGGAAUUUUUUCUAUGGAAAAGUGUGAUGAUUGUUUUGAUUCUUCUCAUCCUCGAAGUCUUCAUUUGACUUCAUUACCACCCUCAACUACACAACAAUCUCUUUCAACAUUACUUUUGCCGUAUGGAAAAAUUACAUCUAUCAAUAUUCUUCCUUCAAAGUCUACUGAUGAUCAAUUUAAAAAAGGAGUUUCUGCUUUUGUAACUUUUGAAGAUCCUAAAAAUGCAGAAAAGGCUAAGAGUAAUAUUGAUGGAACAUAUAUUGGGGAAGGUUGGCGAGUAAAAGCUGUAUGGGGAAAGGAGCUAAAAUCAUUUACUUAUGUUGAUAGUCAUAAGACUAAACUUCCAUUUGAUGCUAAACAAGGAAUAAUAGGUUUUAAUCGAGCACCUCCUCCAGGAGGAGUAACUAAUGGAAGAUUUAAUCCUUUAUCUAUGCUAAAUAGGAUUGAAGUGGUUGUUUCAAAGCCUAAGGAUUUGAAAUUAUUAAGAAGAAUUCAUAGAGUAAUUGAGAAAAUUAUUGAGCAUGGUGUAGAGUUUGAGGCAUUUCUUAUGAAAAGAGAGUAUGAUAAUCCUGAUUAUGAGUUUUUGUUUGAUUCAACUACUUCUGAACAUAUUUAUUAUAGAUGGAAGUUGUUUUCUUUAUUAAAUGGCGAUUUUCCAUAUAAAUGGUCCAAAGAACCUUUUCAAAUGUUUACAAAUGAAGCAUGGUGGGUGCCUCCUGAAAAUACUGAUGAUGGUGAUGAUGAGUUUGCCGAUGAUAUUUCUGAGAAAAGAAAACAGAUGACAUAUUUAGGUUCUGUUUCUAGAUCUCAUUUUGAUUGGUUGUUGCGCGAAAUUUCUUAUCGUCGCGGAAAUAUUGCUAGGGCUAUGUCAUUUGCAAUAGAGCAUGCUAAUGCUGCUGAUGAGAUUGUUGAAAUAUUAAUAUCAUCAUUAAUACAACCACAUGUUCCUAUCUCUACUAAAAUUGCAAGAUUAUAUUUAGUUAGUGAUAUUUUGCAUAAUUCAUCUAUUGCAAUUCCUAAUGUUUGGAAAUAUAGACAAUUACUAGAACAAAAUUUAGGUGUAGUUUUUAAACAUUUUUCUGAAAUCUAUAAAUCAUUUGAUGGGCGUAUUAAAGCAGAUAAUUUUCGUCGACAGGUAGUAAAUAUUACUAGUGCUUGGGAGAGCUGGAUAGUUUUUGGACAGGGUGUUUUAGAAAAUUUUUUGGAAAUUUUUCUUGGUAACAAGGAAAAGUCGGAGUUAGAUGAGGAUUUUCUGUCUAAUGAUUCAAAAUUUAAUAAAUCUUCUCAAAUUGUAAAAUCUAAUUUCGUAAGAUCUGGGUGGAAGAGAAUUACGGAUAAUUUAACUGACGAUCGUUUGAAUAUUGAUUAUGGCCUUUCUACUCAGGAAAGCGAGAAUACUAUAAAAAUUGAUAACUUGGAUUCUCAAAAAAAGAAUGAUACAAAUAGGAAUUUUGAUAAUAAAUCUAUAGAAAAUUUAGAUGAUGAACCUAUGGAAAAUUUAGAUGGUGAACCUAUGGAAAAUUUAGAUGGUGAACCUAUGGAAAAUUUAGAUGGUGGAUCUACGAAAAAUUUAGAUGAUAAGUCUAUAAAUAGUAUAAACAAGAAAUCUUCUGCAAUGAAUGACUGUAACAUUGCAAAAAAUGUUUCGGAAGAAAAGUCUUUAUUUUUAGAAAAUUCACAAAAUCGUUCAAUAAAAUUCGACUUUUCUAAAGGAAAAAGUCAGGUUACAGCUUUAAAAUCGUCAAAUUCAUUUAAUAAUUUUCAAGAUAAAAAUUUAGAUAAUUUUUUGUUACUCAAAACACAGAGCUCAGAUUCAUUAAGGCAUUUUCCAAAAAGAAUGAAAGCAUCUGAUGGUUUUGGUAACUAUAAUUUGAAAUAG